AUGGCAGCUAGUACAAUUAUUAUACCAUUGACAACACAGUUAUGGCAAAUAUAUACCUGUGCAUUCAUAUUUGGUUUGGGGACUGGUGUGUGGUUAGCUGCCUAUUACACCUGGAUAAUUGAGAUAUGGCAGUCCAGAUCGGGUCCAUUAGUGUUUUUAUCACAACUUAUGUAUGGAAUUGGUUUUGUUUUUGGACCCAUUUUAGACAAACCAUUUUUGACGGGAGAUAUCAAUGACAGGAGAAAUGAGACACAAAUGGACAGAUCAAUAGUUAUGAUAGACAUAGAGAAGCGCAAAUCAAAACUAAUGGUACCAUUUAUAGUCAGUGGAGGACUACAAGCACUUUUUCCUCUAUUAUUGAUAAUAAUGUUUAUCAUAAAACCUUACGAAAAACCAAAGCAAGAGAUCAUUGAAAGUACUGCUAAUAGUAAUACUAAUAAUAAUGGAUCGGUUAUUAAGCCAAUGGAUGGCAAAAAGUGGACCAAAUAUGCGACAAUAAUAUUGAUGACAAUUAGUUUAUCAUCUCUAAACACAUUAGAAAUUGUAUAUUUUGGUUUGGGACCCACCUAUUUUCAAUAUGUACCAGCAGGACUGGGAGCACCUACAGCUGCGGCUAUCGUAUCUGUGAUGACAGCCUGUUAUACUAUUGGACAGGCCUUUAAUUUUUUCAUAACAAUGACUGUUAAACCUAUUUAUAUCAUAUCAUAUCAUUAUGUCAUAGCAUUUAUAGUAAUAAUUUGUCUUAUAUUUGUUCAAAACUCUGAGAUAGGGUUAUGGAUAAUGAGUGCAGCCAUAGGACUGGCUAUUUCAGCUCUAUUUCCGGGACACAUGACUUUCUUUGAGAAAUAUAUUAAUAUAACCGAUAAAGUAUCGACUUUUAUGUGGUGUAUCUGUGGUGUUAUCAAUACAAUCGCAGCCCUUAUAUUCACUUUAGGUGUUUCUGUAUAUAAGCCAUAUGACCGGGAAAUAGAGCCGAUACACCAAAUCCAAGAGUUAUACCUAAUAUCCAAAUACAAGUCGUCGAGUUUUGAACCAAUAGUAGGAACAGUCAAUGAGGACAAACAAAUUGUCAUUAAUAAAACUAAUGAUGCUUUCAAUAACACAUUCCUAUUGUCAUCACUUCUUUGA
Messenger RNA from Oppia nitens, 1128 nucleotides. RefSeq lists its product as uncharacterized. Bases 1 to 1128 code for a protein of 375 amino acids. The transcript has 4 exons. Lineage: Eukaryota; Metazoa; Arthropoda; Arachnida; Sarcoptiformes; Oppiidae. The record is from RefSeq and is a predicted model, not a curated record.